This is a messenger RNA of Ricinus communis (castor bean), 2442 nucleotides long. Its product is annotated as UDP-sugar pyrophosphorylase. Gene Ontology annotation, biological process: UDP-N-acetylglucosamine biosynthetic process. Gene Ontology annotation, molecular function: UDP-N-acetylglucosamine diphosphorylase activity. The transcript is spliced from 17 exons. The coding region runs from base 189 to 2057 and encodes 622 amino acids. NCBI's taxonomy places the organism in Eukaryota, Viridiplantae, Streptophyta, Magnoliopsida, Malpighiales, Euphorbiaceae. The record is from RefSeq and is a predicted model, not a curated record.
AGACAGUCAACAUUGAUUCUAAAACUAAAAACUAAAAAAGAAAAAAGAAAAGAAAUCAAAGAUCCAAAGCAUCAGCCUUUUUUCACGUAACUCAAACUCUCUUCUCUUGAUAAACAUCAAAAUCCAAUUUCUAUAAUAUAAACAACGCUGCAGUUUCUUUAAACCCAGUUAUUAUUAUUGUUAUCAUCAUGGAUUCAGCUACGGAAUCUCUGUCAAAGCUGAAUAUCGGUGGAGAUUUUGCUUCUUCUCUGCCCAGUUUACAUAAGAAUCUUCACCUUCUAUCUCCGGACCAGAUUAAGCUGGCGAAGAUGUUAGUGGAGAUGGGACAGACUCAUCUGUUUCAGCAUUGGUCUGAGCCUGGUGUUGAUGAUGAGGAAAAGGAAGCUCUUUUUCAUCAGGUGUCUCGACUCGACUCAAGCUAUCCUGGAGGUUUGGCAUCAUAUAUCAAAAUAGCGAGAGAACUCUUAGCUGAUUCCAAAGCAGGGAAAAACCCUUUUGAGGGCUUCACACCUUCUGUUCCAACAGGAGAAAACCUGACGUUUGCUGAUGAAAACUUUGUCAAAUUCGAGGAGGUGGGAGUUAGGGAAGCCCAGAAUGCAGCAUUUGUUCUCGUUGCAGGCGGGCUUGGGGAACGUCUUGGAUACAAUGGAAUAAAGGUGGCUCUUCCAAUGGAAACCACAACAGGGACUUGUUUCUUGCAGCAUUACAUCGAGUCCAUUCUGGCUCUUCAAGAAGCUAGCUAUAGAUUGACACAAGGCAAAUGUCAAAGGGAUAUUCCUUUCGUUAUCAUGACGUCAGAUGAUACACAUGCUCGUACAUUAGAGCUUUUAGAAUCAAAUUCUUAUUUUGGAAUGAAACCAUCACAAGUGAAACUUCUUAAGCAGGAAAAAGUUGCAUGCUUAGAAGAUAAUGAUGCCAGGCUUGCUCUAGAUCCACAGAACAUAUACAGGAUUCAGACAAAACCUCAUGGCCAUGGUGAUGUGCAUUCACUUCUUUAUUCUAGUGGCCUUCUUAGUACAUGGCAUGAUGCUGGUUUAAGGUGGGUUCUAUUUUUCCAAGAUACAAAUGGACUUCUCUUCAAGGCAAUUCCAGCUUCAUUGGGUGUCAGUGCCACCAAACAAUACCAUGUUAAUUCUCUCGCAGUUCCUCGCAAAGCUAAAGAAGCUAUUGGAGGAAUCACUAAGCUUACUCAUACUGAUGGGCGGUCUAUGGUGAUUAACGUGGAAUACAAUCAGCUUGAUCCUCUGCUUAGAGCAACUGGGAAUCCUGAUGGAGAUGUCAAUUGCGAUACAGGCUAUUCUCCUUUUCCGGGAAAUAUAAACCAAUUGAUUUUGGAACUUGGUCCUUAUAUUGAGGAGCUCAAGAAAACUGGAGGUGCUAUUAAAGAGUUUGUUAACCCGAAAUACAAAGAUGCCACCAAAACUUCAUUUAAAUCUUCAACUCGACUUGAAUGCAUGAUGCAGGAUUAUCCAAAAACGUUGCCCCCCACAGCAAGGGUUGGAUUUACGGUCAUGGAUACAUGGCUAGCUUAUGCACCUGUGAAGAAUAAUCCAGAGGAUGCUGCUAAGGUACCUAAAGGAAAUCCAUAUCAUAGUGCAACUUCUGGAGAAAUGGCCAUCUACUGUGCAAACAGCCUCAUUCUCAGAAAGGUUGGUGUCCAAGUGGAUGAGCCAGUUCAACAGGUAUUCAACGGGCAAGAGGUGGAAGUCUGGCCUCGGAUCACCUGGAAGCCAAAAUGGGGAUUGACAUUUUCAGAUGUCAAAAGUAAAGUUAGUGGAAGUUGCUCAGUCUCUCAAAGGUCUACAAUGGCCAUCAAGGGUCGUAAUAUUUUUGUUGAAGAUCUGUCCUUGGAUGGAGCUGUUGUGAUUGAAUCUGUCGAUGAGGCCGAGGUAAAAGUUGGAGGUGCAGUGCAGAACAAGGGCUGGAUCCUUGAAAAUGUCGACUACAAAGAUACUUCAGUACCUGAGGAGAUAAGGACCAGGGGCUUCAGAAUCAAAAAAAUUGAGCAGCUCGAGAAACAUUAUUGUGAGCCUGGCCAGUUCGAUCCGAAGGCUUGAAGGUGAACUUACACAAGAGAACACAAGCUCUUUCCAGUUAAUUUAGAUGCUGAUACAAUGUCAAACCAUAAAUAACAUCUCCUUCUGUGGCCUUGUAAUUUACCCUGGGAGAUGGUUGUUAAUGGAUAAAAUGAGGUCAUAUGAGCCGCUGUCAGGUGAAAAUUUAGUCUGUUUCACUAUUUCCUUCAAUUAUUCAUUUAUUUUUUUAAGAGGGGAGGCGUCAAUCUCCUUGAUCAUUUUUCUUCUCUUUUAAGAGAAGGACCGAAAAUUCCUGACAUACUUUACAUAAAAAAUUUUCCUGUAGUAAAUAAGAGAGUAAUUUGAUGAACAUAUCUCUAGCUGGCAAAAGAACAUAAUAAAGCUAGUGAAUCUUUUCUUUUUUGUA